Molecule: messenger RNA, 591 nt
Organism: Phaedon cochleariae (mustard beetle)
Lineage: Eukaryota; Metazoa; Arthropoda; Insecta; Coleoptera; Chrysomelidae
Source: the annotation of a GenBank genome assembly
AUGGAGUUCUUGCAGUUCGCUAGCCAAAUGAGCGAACAGCAUUUCGGAAAAAUGGGCAAGGAAAUGAGCCAGCGGGCCAAAAGGAGGAAAUCCUGUCAUCUAGAAGGCGGGGAUUUUUUGGCGGAGCCACCUGUCAGGCAGAGGAGCCAGGCGAAUGCCAGGGAGAGAGACAGGACUCACAGUAAUUCAUGUUUCAGCGUCAACACAGCGUUUUCGACACUCAGAACCCUGAUACCCACAGAACCGAAAGACAGAAAACUGAGCAAAAUAGAGACGCUACGAUUAGCUUCUAGUUACAUUUCACAUUUAGGAACUCAACUCAUUGCAGGCCCAAUGGAUCAACCAUGUUUGAGGCUCAUGAAAACAGCAGAAGAAACCUCGAAUUCGAACAGACAUCAAGUCUGCACGUUCUGUAUAGCUCACAAAAAAUCAACAAAAACCAUACUCACUGAAGAUUUCGAGUGCCCAAGUUUUGAAGGACAAGUAUUUUUGGCACCUGUUUCAGUAUCCAACAUCAUGACCAUGCAUCCCAAUCAGAACGAUUUAAACAUGAAUUCGUGUGCAGAAGACUUAUCAACCAUGUAUUAUUGA